AUGAGUGGCAGAGUGGUCUAUGAACUUAGUUUACGGAUAAAGAGAAAAUGUGGAGAGAGUGGAAAGGGAUGUAAAUGCCCAGGUACUAACAAACCUGGCGGCCUAAACGCCAAAAGAGAGGUUAAUCCAGAGUCUGUAGUUGGUUUUGUUUCCUAUACUCAUUACAGUAAAGAGGAAUUCAGGCUACUCAAAGAUCUGGGCGGAGGUGAGGAACUAGAUGUUGGUGUUGGCCACCAAGAGAUUAAAAACGUUACAGAAGUUUCGGUAUACUACUGGGACCAAGAUAAUGAUUGCAGGACUCCACUCCUUCUAAAAAUCACUAAACAGGAUCAUCCACAAACGGUAUAUUACAAAAGGUAUAAGAAUGAUGAACCAGAAGCUGAGAAUAAACCAAAGGUCUGGAAAUACUAUUACAACCCUACUAGCAUAUCCUUACAAGCCCUAUUAGACGAAAGAAAUCUAGGCCGAAACAAUGUCUUCCCCCUUUACCUUGAUAAUCCAGAUAAACCUUUUGACUUGGAAUCAAAUGCUACAAAGAAGGUAAAAGUAGAAUCCGUCGGAGGAGGUGAUUCACAAACUCUUCCUGGAACCAACUAUACUGUCAAAGAGUACAAGCUCAAUCUCCAAAGGGGUACUAGGUUUUCUAUGGCACUAUUUAAUAAGAAUAGAGUUGAUGGUGUAAAGAUUCCUGAGGGUGAAACUACUAAUUUUAGGCUCUACUUUUCAGGUAGAUCAACAGUGCCUGUUGCACUUGAGUUCAAACUGCAGAAUGGAAAUUCCAGAUUACUUUACAGUACAAAUACAACUGGUACUCAGUGGCAAGAGCAUGGUAGUGGCAAUGACAGAUCCUAUGAUAAUUAUGGAAGUCAAUCCACAGAGAUUAUUAAUAAGUUAGACGGCUUUACUUGCGAAAACCACAAUAGUGUAACCAUCAAUCUUACAGAAGGUGUAAAUGGAAAUUAUUCAUCAUAUUGUUGUGGUAAGCAUGAAAAGGAAGCUAAGAAGGGUAAGGAUGGCGAAGCUAAGGUCAGAGUUGAUCAAGUACCGGUUCGUUGUAAAGAACAUAAUCACACCUCAAGUUCCAUUAAAGCCUAUAAACAUACCAUUACUGGUAUUAAUUAUAAACUAGCUGAUAUAAGGUACGAGAGUGGUAGAACCAGGAAAAGUGUAAAAUUUACAACACAACAAUUUCCUCUUCCCAACGUAAAAGCUGUUUAUGCUUUCUACUGUUCUGAGAACCCAGUGCUCAUAUAUGUUGACUCAUCUCAAGAUGGUGUUACUGGAUGGUACCAGAAUGGUGGUAAUAGUGAUAAUAACAGUGAACAGUGGACAAAAGUCCCGGAUAACCUCAACAACAUAGCGCCAGAGAAGUUUGGAGACCUUACCUGUAAUCAGUGGAGUGAUCUUAAAAAAGGACUCAACAAACGUGGUACAAACUUGGAACAAUGCUCUAAAGAGACUGUUGAACAACUAAAACAAUCGCAAGAACUACGUAGUGGAGAUUCUGGAGAACUAGGACAAAAACUUGAGGGACUAGAAGAACGUUCUGAAAAGGAACAAAAACUAGAAUCUGAAGAAGGAGCUGAAGCUGAGGUAGAAGAGGAAGGUAAUGAUCCUGCUGGUCUUACUGGACCUGUUGGUAGAGAUGGUCCACCUGUUAAAAAGGAUGAAGGUGGAGCUAUUGGAUCUGCUGGUAAAGAACCUGGUCUAGCUAGUGAAGGUACUCUACCUGGAGAUGGUGCUAGUGGUACUACUUCUAGAUCUGCUACUGUUCUUCCUCCUGGAGCUCCUUCUGAACCUCCUGGUCAUCAACUUCUUACUGCUAAAGAUACUUCUGCUGGAUCAUCUGCCCUUUGGGACGGACCAUCUACUAGGUUACCUUGUCUGUUGUAG
This is a messenger RNA of Theileria equi strain WA, 1893 nucleotides long. RefSeq lists its product as hypothetical. Bases 1 to 1893 code for a protein of 630 amino acids. The record is from RefSeq and is a predicted model, not a curated record. Lineage: Eukaryota; Apicomplexa; Aconoidasida; Piroplasmida; Theileriidae. The transcript has a single exon.